Gastrolobium bilobum is the source of this 543-nucleotide messenger RNA. RefSeq names its product FBD-associated F-box protein At4g10400-like. Bases 1 to 543 code for a protein of 180 amino acids. Gene Ontology annotation, molecular function: protein binding. The record is from RefSeq and is a predicted model, not a curated record. The transcript has a single exon. Lineage: Eukaryota; Viridiplantae; Streptophyta; Magnoliopsida; Fabales; Fabaceae.
AUGGAUAAACCACGACGACUACUACUGAAGAUGGAUAAACCAACCUCAAAGCCGCAGAAAGCAGAAGAAAAUGAUGUCGUCAGGGACAGGAUCAGUGAUCUGCCUGAUGCAGUCUUGUGCCACAUCCUAUCAUUCCUUACAAUUAAAAUCUGCGUGACUACGAGCGUUUUGUCUCGUAGGUGGCGCCAUAUCUGGAAGGAUAUUCAAGUCCUUGACUUUUUCAACCGUUCGGGAUUCAAGCAUUUUGCUGUUUUCGUAAAUAGGGUUCUAGCUAUGCGAAAGGGUUAUGAUAUUCGAGGGUUUCGACUCUCGUGUGCUUACUCUAACACAGACUCCAGCUCAGUGGCUAAGUGGGUCCAAACCGCCAUUGGGCCUAACCUGGAGGAACUGCUGCUUGAACUGCAUUCCAACAGUGAAUUUCGUUUAGAGGUGCCUCACACCCUCUUCACUUGCAGCAGGCUCUUGUCCUACGGAAUCCACAUGGAAAAGCCUCCAACAGUUUGUUUGCCAUCCUCUCUGGGUUCCCUGCCCUCGAAACUCUGA